GUGACAAAUUGUUGUGCUAUCUGGGGUUCUACAAAAAUUUCGACAGAUCUAAUGUGGGGAAUAUUCUUGUUUCCCUUUUCGAUGAGUGAGACACUGCACGACAUCGAACUUAAUGCGCGGCUCUGUCCCAUCCCUGCGAGGAAGUUUACUUUCUACACCGUAUAUAUAAACCACAGUUCAUGUUUUGUUUUGACAUUUACAAAAAAUUCUUACACAGAUUUUUAAUAAUGUCCAAUUUAUUACACAUUGAUGGUAGUUUAGGUGAAGGAGGAGGACAAGUAUUAAGAAUAGCUCUUAGUUUGAGUGCACUUUAUUCAAUUCCAAUAGAAAUUGAUGGUAUUCGUGCAGGUCGUCCAAAACCUGGUCUAGCUGCUCAGCAUUUGAAAGGAGUUGAACUUGUAAAGGAAUUGUGCAACGCUAAUGUUACUGGAGCUUAUAUUGGUUCAACACGCUUAGAAUUUCGGCCAGGUCCUUUACAGGGAAAAGUACAAGAAUACAUUGCAGAUACGAAAACAGCAGGUUGUAUUGGUUUAUUGGCUCAAGUGGCACUUCCUUGUGCUCUUUUUGCUCCUUCCAGCCAAAUAAAUUUAAUAUUCAAAGGUGGGACAAAUGUCCCCAUGGGACCUCAUAUUGAAUAUCUAACAGAAGUUUUUAAACCCAUUCUUAACAAAUUUGGAGCUGAUUUCGAUUUCUCCGUUAUAAAAAGAGGAUAUUAUCCAGCAGGAGGUGGAGAGUUUCAUUUAAAAGUAAAACCUGUAAAAAAUUUAAAUGCCAUUACGUUAACGGAUCCAGGCUUGCCAACGCAGAUCACUGGUUGGGCCUAUGUUGCAGGAGCUGUUCCCCUAAACGAAGCUCAUAAAAUGGCUAACAAUGCUAAAGUAGUUAUGACACAAGGAUUAUCCAAACAUGAUAUCACAGUUCCACCUACUGAUAUUUUAGUGUACAAAGAGGAUAGAGACGUGGCAGUUGGACAUGGAUCUGGAAUAAAUAUUGUUUGCACGACAACUACUGGAUGUAUAUUUGGUGGUUCAGGACUUGGAUCAAAGAAAGAACAAAAAUGUCCUGGUACAGAAGCUGCAAAUCAAAUUUUGAUGCCAAUUUUAUCAAACUCCUGUGUUGAUGAACAUUCACAAGAUCAGAUAAUUAUCCUGAUGGCUCUUGCGAAAGGAACUUCAAGAAUAAAUAUAGGCAAAAAUAAAUUAACAUGCCACUCGGAAACAGCAAUGAAAAUAGCAGAAAUUAUGUUAGGAGAUAAGGGCUUGCGUUUCAAUUAUUUCAAAAGUGGAAAUAAAAGUGAUGAUUCUUAUAUUUUAGAAUGUAAUGGAGUUGGUUUAGUAAACGAAUUUCUAAAAUAAAGUAUAUGAAUAAUAAAAAUAAAA
Leptopilina boulardi is the source of this 1379-nucleotide messenger RNA. RefSeq names its product RNA 3'-terminal phosphate cyclase (gene Rtca). The record is from RefSeq and is a predicted model, not a curated record. Gene Ontology annotation, cellular component: nucleus. NCBI's taxonomy places the organism in Eukaryota, Metazoa, Arthropoda, Insecta, Hymenoptera, Figitidae. Gene Ontology annotation, molecular function: RNA-3'-phosphate cyclase activity. The transcript has 7 exons. The coding region runs from base 180 to 1355 and encodes 391 amino acids. Gene Ontology annotation, biological process: RNA processing.